AUGACGUUCACCAAUAAGUUGGAAUUCUUAGGUCCAGUGACGCUUCUUACGUUCUCAUUAGAUGAGUCAUUGCUAUAUGUAGGUGUAGGAUCAACCAUCUUUCUCUAUGCAAUUGCAACGGGAAAACUACUGAAUGAACACAUUGUCUUGACGCGUGGUAUUCUACACGGCUGUGACAUCAUGAGACGUCCUGACGUAGCUACGAAUUGUUUUGCAGGCGUUUUCUUUGGCCAAAAGCACGUGUCUUGCUUUUAUGACUUGCCGCAAACUCCUGAAGCGGCUCAAAAGACUGAAAAGCUCAUGACAUUGGGCAAACCAAAAGUAUUUUGUGAUUGGGUAUUUGAUGCGCAUUUGCUCAUGGAGGACGUUGCGUCAAGAACAAAGGAAAACAAUCUACUGGUUGCAGUCGGACUUGCACACAAUUUUGUGCAAAUAUGGGAUCCCGCGAGUAAUAGCAUGUUACGUACCGUACAGUGUGCUGAACGGUGCAUUUUGUAUGCAUUAGCUUUUCACGGACGAUCGUUAGAUGAGUUAGUGGUCGCUUCUGGAACAGUAUUUCAACAGAUUUUGUUGUGGAAUCCGAUGGGAAAUGCAUUCAAAAACGCCAAAGUUACUGUUGAACCGGCGCAACGACUGCAUGCUCACGAUGGCGUGCUUUUCAAGCUGGCAUGGUCAUCUGAUGCGCGCUCGUUGGCCUCCGUCUCGGACGAUCGCACCGUGCAGUUGUGGUCAAAUAAUGGAAACUUAAAGGAAUCGCAGUUACAUUUGCCGAGAACACGAACCCGAGACGAACUGUUUCAGUGUGGGUACUCUCCAGUGUUCCGAGCUUGGGGUCACUCGGCGCGUAUUUGGGAUGUAUCUUUCUGGGAACGUGGUGUCGUAACAGCGAGCGAAGAUGGUCUUUCCAAGCUUUGGGAUCUCAAUGGCAACUGUUUAGCUACGUUGCAGGGACAUAUGGGCAGGAACGUGUGGCGUGUUGCUGUUCUUCCGUUGCAAAACAUAAUUGCCACGGGAGGCGGUGAUGGCGCUGUAAAACUCUGGGAUGUUACACGCCAGCUCAUGUCUUCAUCCGAUCGGCCGGGGUCAAGUGAUUCGUGCAAAACUAUUUGUAUUCCUGUUACGACAACAUCUGCUGCGUUGGAGAAGGAGAAGAAGAUUGGUACAUCAUCUCAUAGCGUGCGAAACAUCGUACUCAGUACUCUGGACUGCGGCAAGACGGCAUUUGUGGCGUCCGAGCACGGCGAGAUAUUUCAUCUGGACCUGCUGGGACUCACAGCAGAACAUGUAUCUAUCAUAUCUCCGACCGACGGCAACCUUGUUAAAGAUCGGACCGGUGGACUUUCAACAUUUGCAAUUGAUUCUUCUGGACGCUUCUUGUUACUUGGUGAAGUAUCGGGCCGCGUGUGUCUCGUUAAUGCAUCUACAGGAAUUUUGUUGUACUCGUGGACUACCCAGACUAAUGUUCGCGUUAUGAAAGUAUGGUGGGACCAGGAAGAUGCUAUUUUUGUUAGUAGUGCCAACGGCGUUCUCACUGAGUGGAGAUCCACUGUUCGAGGAGCGUGCGACAGCUUAACACCACUAUCCAUCGCAAUACAUCUUGUGGCGACAUUCCAGAUCCUAGCCAAGAGCUCGAUCUCAUCGAUUUUGGUUGUAGAUCGAUCACCUAAGGUCAAGAACAUUGUGGGAGGCGACGGACAUGGCAACUUGUACAUCUUCCAUCGCUCAUCUGCUUUAGAGGGAGGCGGUUGCGAAGUUGAUAUGGUGCGACCUCCUGAUUACGUGCUUAAAGGCGUCCAUGGACGUGAAUUGGUGGCAACACUAUUACUUGGCGAUGUUCAAGACUGCCAUAUUGCUAUGCUUUCGGGAGGUCACGAUGGGUACAUUUGCUCAUAUGCACUGAAAGAAGAUACGAGUGGAGCACUGACAGCUACACAGUUAGGCCGUAAAUCCAUUCGAGGAAUCUCUACCGUCAAGCAGCUUCAGUGGAGACAACAGGCAUCUUUUGACGGCAAGACAAAGAAUGAUCUCAUGGUAUUUGGCUUCCACGCAUCGUACGCUGUUUUGUACAACAUGUCUGCGCAGUAUCGUGUCUUCAAGGUGGAAUGCGGUGGCUGGCGCCGCCCCCAUGCGCUUUGUAUCGGUAGUAAUGGGGCCAUGCCGGCCAUUCCCUCUCAUACGUUUGUGUUUACUCCUCCAACGCAAAAGCAAUACGUCGAAAUCAAAGUGCAUUCGACAUCAGAGGACAACAGUCUUAUGCUGCAUCGUCGCCGUACACAAUGCGAUCAAGGGAAAAGCAAAAUUUUGCGCUGGGGCAGCGUGGCUUCAGGAGUUGCCCAUACGACUACCGUUCGAGCUCUCGCGACAUUCAGACGCAUUAAUUCUGAUGGUGUUGAGGAAUACACCGUGCUCUCAGGGGGCGGAAAGCAGCGCCUAAAUGUGUGGCGACUUUCUGGCGAAUAUGAUGUCCUCCGUCAUGUUUGCGGCCAGGAACGUGCGGAAGCAGCUCAGGACCAUCGUAUCCUUGGCCUUGCGACGCUUACGAUUCCGUAUGUCUCGGAUACUUAUCGACUUGUGACUGCUUGCAACUCCGAAGGCUCCACUCAAUUACUACUGCUGGAUGUGGACAACGGUAGGCUCUUUGAGCUUGGCGAAUGCCGUUCGGCCUCGAGAAAACCAAUUCUGUCAUGCAUAGGUUUUCAGGAAGGUGACGCGGAGGCAAUGGUUGCCGGACUAGCACUUGGCUCCACUGAUGGUUUGGUGACAUUGUGGGACCUAAGCUUGCUGCUGAAAGAAAUUGGAUCGUUUGUUCAGUCCUAUGAUGACCUAGGACUGCUCAAGGAAAAGCUGUUGCGGCUGAUCAGUGAUUUACAGCCAUGUGGGAGCUACUUGGCACACGAUAUGGGCACUAACUGCAUCGAUCUUGUCUCUUGUGUGAAAAGUACGGAAGGAGGUAGUCUUGAUGUAACAAUCGUCAGCGGAGGAGAUGACCAGAAUUUGAAUCUGCAUGAGCUACGCUUCCCAUCAUGCCAAACACUUUUUAAAUCCUGGACAGUAAAUGCCAGUGGUUCAGCUAUUAAGACGCUUGCAUGUGUGAAUUCCCAACAUAUUUUUGUGGCCGGCUACGACCAACGCGUGAGCAAAUGGAGUAUUCAGCGCAACGAGAAUGGCUAUAUGCUAGAGUGGCAAGGUGCUAUAUUCUCGGAAUGCGCUGACAUUGCCGACCUCGCAAUUCGAGAAAGUUUAGAUGGAACAGCUGACGAAAUUGUUGUCGUUGGUCAAGGCCUGCAGAUGAUGCGGUUCCAGCGCAGUAUUUCAACAAAUAUCACGCCACCUUCUGAAGGAGCGUCGGUGCAACAAGAAUAA
This is a messenger RNA of Peronospora belbahrii, 3363 nucleotides long. The record is from the annotation of a GenBank genome assembly. Lineage: Eukaryota; Oomycota; Peronosporomycetes; Peronosporales; Peronosporaceae.